Messenger RNA from Malus domestica (apple), 2449 nucleotides. RefSeq lists its product as uncharacterized. NCBI's taxonomy places the organism in Eukaryota, Viridiplantae, Streptophyta, Magnoliopsida, Rosales, Rosaceae. Gene Ontology annotation, cellular component: endomembrane system. The record is from RefSeq and is a predicted model, not a curated record. Gene Ontology annotation, molecular function: GDP-Man:Man(1)GlcNAc(2)-PP-Dol alpha-1,3-mannosyltransferase activity; alpha-1,3-mannosyltransferase activity.
ACCACACCCGACCCGUUUCGGCCCAAUAUAGCAGAAAUGGUUUCUCCUGUUUGAGAUUUUGAAUUAGAAUCUGCAGAGAAUUGGGGAGAAAGAAGGAGCCGAAAAAAUGGCGGGGAAGAAAGGAGGCUCCAGGUUGAACGUUGCAAUUAUUCAUCCCGAUCGGGGCAUCGGUGGAGCUGAAAAACUGAUCGUCGACGCGGCUGUCGAACUUGCAUCCCAUGCUUCCGUUUCUGGUAUCUUUCCAGUUACUGUAUAUUGUGCCUUCCUACCCCGACAUAUAUUCUAUCGACUCCAUGCUUUGUGUGCAUAUAUAUGGUGCUUUGUUGCUCUCUGCAUGCUGUUCAUGUGGCCAUUGUUUGAUGUAAUACUAGCAGAUCAGGUUUCUGUUGUCAUCCCACUGCUGAAGCUUAAGAAGGCAACAAAGGAAUUUGCUCCUAUUUCAUGUGAAUUGUUAUCUGGAAUGGCAGAUAAGAUUCUUGUUAACAGCAAACUCACAGCAUCUAUGUUUGCGAAGAAAUUUAAGCAUCUUGACGCACGAGGGAUUGAGCCAGCUGUUCUUUAUCCAGCUGUCAACGUGAAUCAGUUUAAUGAACCAGCCAAUUCUUACAAGUAGUGAACAUGCUAAAUUUUCUGUCUAUGAAUUGUUUUGAGAGGAAAAGAAUGUAGACCUGGCAAUUUCAGCUUUUGCUUUGCUGCAUAUGCUCGAAGGGGAUAUGCUUCAAGGCCUGAUCUGGCUGAAGCUUCCUUGAUAGUUGCAGGCAAGUUCCUACUUAUUUUCUCCCCUGAGUAAUCUACUAAUCUAAAUGAUUCUAUACGGAAAUGCAUGUUCCUUCAUUACCUUAUGUUUCUGUUGAAGACUGUUUAUCUUUUAGUUAGGCUAUGAAUAACCAAGUAGAAGCAUGCAGUAAUCACCCUGGUUGUGUGAUUAAGCUUUCCCUUAGUUCAUUUGCCUGUUGAGAGCUUUACGGAUCUUGCAAUUUAACAUUUGCAUCUGGAUGUGGAAAGACAUUCUUUUGUGGUUUUCUUGGUAAAUUAUGAAACAUUAGCCUAUAUCUAGAAUUUUUAAUUUUUUAGUGAAGGCAUAGACCAAUAGCCAAGCCUAGAAAUGUAAUUUAUGAGGAAGAAAAAGCAUAUGUAGUCAAAAUAGCAAUGAAUGAACUAUAGUGCUGUUAUCUUACAGUAUCUUAUGUCACCUUCUGAGCAGUUUUAUAAGCUUUUUUCUGACGUACAGCCGAAUCAGAACCCUGUAUGGGGUGUUCAAAUUUUCCUUUGUUAUUUGCGAAGAUAUUCCACUUUGUUUUGCAUGAAAUAUGUGAAUAUAUAUAUACAGAGUGACCAUCAAGUCCAAAGAAAUGAGCUAGCCGGAGAAGUUCCUUAGGUGUGGUUGACCCUGGUCAACCCUUGUCUGGGCCAUGUACCAAGAGGAAUCAAUUCUACUCCAAUGGCGUAUUGGUUGACUUUAAUUUAACAUUGAUAUACCCAUGUAUCAUUUCUUAAUUGAUUGGUACUUUUGCAUAUGUUCUGCACAUAUGGGAACGAUAAAUAUAAUACAUAAUACAUGUACGAUGUUUUGUUGAAUUAUGGCCAAAUGACAAAACAACUUUCGGCUAAAUAAAAUAAACAAAAGGAGGUAGACAACAUCAUUAUGUUUAUUGAAAAGAUAAAAAGGGUCACGAUGAUGUUUGUAGAAAAAAAAGGUAAAGGCUAGUAAGUAGCCUUAUUAUUGGUUUUGUUUUUGGGUGCUUUAAAAAGGAUGAAGCUUAGCAUCCAAAUGUGAGAGAGAAUAAGGAGAGCACCAUUUGUUUUAGUAGCCCAUCUUUGAGAGAGCAAAGGCAGCCACAUAGUAAUAAAGAGCACAUAUUGAUUUUUUCAGUAGCUCCAUUUUGGAGAGAAGAAGAAAGUGUGCCCUCUCAUUGUUUAGUUCUCACUCCAUCAAAGUUUUAUUAAUGUAAUAGCUUUGAGUUUUGUACAGAGAAGAAAUUAAUAACUAUAUUUCUUUCUCUAUUUGUUUUUAUGGUGUGAGAGCUAUUAGUUGUAUUGGGGUUUUGGGUUGUGAGCUUGCCAACACUUUGUAAACUCUCAUUUGGUAUUGGGUGAGCUUCUACUACUCCGAGGACGUACUCCAGUUAAACUAACUGUUGAGGAACCUCGUUAAAAUCUUGGUGUCUUCAUUAUUUUGUUCUUGCAUUUCAUUUGAUAUAUUUCUUAUGGGUUAGCUUGAGUUGGUUCCAAUUGGUUUGGUGCUAUCGUAGCACAACAAUUGGUUUGGUGCACUUGUGGUGAUGAAAGCUCAUCGAUGUGGUCAUUUGUAUCUAUUGCAAAGAAGCACCUUGACAGGUGAAGCAUCUGUAGUCUCAGAAAAUAUGGGCACAUUUGAUUCAGAUACUACUAGACUGUGGCAUAUGAGAUUAGGCCAUGCCGGUGAGAAAGCUCUACAAGGGCUUGUGAA